AUAAAAACUAAAACUAUGAAUUGGCUUGGAAAAGCGUUGACUGCAAUUCUGGAUUCUGAUCGUAACACCGAUUGUAAAUUUAUCAUCAAUGAUAAGGUCUAUUUAGGCCAUAAAUUGAUCUUCUCGUGUGCGUCCGAAGUCUUUGAGCGCAUGUGCUAUGGAAACUUUACCGAGGGAACGACUGGAGAGAUUAAGCUAACAGACGUGGAGCCCGCAACUUUCGUAAUGUCCAUUAUAGAAAAUUUUAGCCACAACGGCAACGGGUGUUGGACGACGGGCGGCGGGGGCGAAAACUACGAGCGUACGAGGGUACUUCAGGAUGAAGGAAGCCGAACUCCGCUGCAGGGAGCAAGAGCUGGCCACGGAGACCAAGAUGCUUGA
Molecule: messenger RNA, 381 nt
Organism: Drosophila albomicans
Lineage: Eukaryota; Metazoa; Arthropoda; Insecta; Diptera; Drosophilidae
Exons: 3
Coding region: 16-381 (121 amino acids)
Molecular function (GO): protein binding
Source: RefSeq, a predicted model, not a curated record